AGUGCGGUAUCCGGGACGGGGCCGCGCCUUCCCGCCCUCGGUUGCCGCUUCCCGCAGGCGCCAUGGGCUGGGAGGAGAAGCAGGUCCGCGGGUACGGCGAAUUCGUGCAGACGGCGCAGCGCUACCACGGCCGGCCGAUCUUCGCGCUCUUCUGCGGCGACAAGGAUGCCGAGGGCCGGAGCUGGUGCCCGGACUGCGUGACUGCUGAACCAGUUGUGAGGAACGAACUUCAUAACAUGCCUGAUGAAUCAGUGUUCAUCUACUGUCUUGUUGGAGACAGAGCCUACUGGAAAGAUCCUAACAAUGAAUUCAGGAAGAAUCUGAAACUAACAGGAGUGCCUACACUACUUAAAUACGGAACACCUCAGAAGUUGGUUGAAGAAGAAUGUUUUAAAGCAGAUCUUGUGCGUAUGUUGUUUACUGAAGAUUAAAUCCUCCAGUAGUCAAUCAUU
Molecule: messenger RNA, 452 nt
Organism: Lagopus leucura (white-tailed ptarmigan)
Lineage: Eukaryota; Metazoa; Chordata; Aves; Galliformes; Phasianidae
Gene: TXNDC17
Product: thioredoxin domain containing 17
Exons: 4
Coding region: 63-431 (122 amino acids)
Cellular component (GO): cytosol
Molecular function (GO): protein-disulfide reductase [NAD(P)H] activity
Source: RefSeq, a predicted model, not a curated record